AUGCUGGAGGGGUCUUCGGACGAUGAACUUCCCCUGUCAGGACGUCGUCAGGUUAUGGUCCUCAAGGACUCUGAUCUAAUCGUAGCUGCUGGAUGCGAACUGAGGAUAACUUCUCUUUCUGACUCUAAGCUUGGGAGGAGUACGAACAAGUCGUUCAAAGUCUUGAACACACCAAAUAUCCAAUUUGGGAUCCACCAACUCGCACUAAAUCCAAGCGGGAAGCUCAUAGCUGUGGCAGGAGCAUACCAGGUUGCAGUUGUGGUCCUCCCUCGCGCUGGCUAUUCCAAGCUUGUGCCUUCUUCUGUGGACUGCAAGUCAAUCCAAGUAGGAUUUUUCUAUCAUCAUUCGCAUUCAUCUGCCCCCAUAGCCAAGAUCGAAUGGCACCCAUGGGGCGAAGCAGGAUCCACUCUUAUGGUCAUGACUGUCGAUGGGAAACUAAGAGAGUAUGACAUUUCGGUUGAUACUGAAGAGCCCCAACAAGUUCUGUCCUUUGUUCCCGAGAAGAAGACCUCGAAGUCAUAUCUGGCUGAAGAUCCAGCCGAACGCGAGGUCGCAUCAUUCACUCUAGGAAAGGGAAAAGCAGAUUGGGGCCCGCUCACCGUCUAUGCCGUUAUGAGGUCAGGGGACAUCUAUGCUAUAUGCCCCUACAUGCCCCAAAACGCAUCUGUACCAUCGUCUUACGUCCACGCCCUGGAGUGUUUCAUUUCCGCCAAACAGGAGUUUCUAUCUCAGGGAACAUCUAGUGGGAUAUCAGCCCUUUCGACGCUCUACGACUACCAGCGGAAAUAUGUUACAGCCUUACUGAAGCAACUUCCACCGGGGACUGUGUACCCGGCAAUCUCUCGCUCCUUCUCUAUGCACCCUCCCAUGAGCAUCAAAAGCCAACCGAUGCGUCAGGGGCCUUUCCUCCUCCAACCUUCGCCUCGAUCAUUGGAAGACAGUGAAGGCGGUGAUGCAACGGACAUCGCGUAUAUUGCUUUCAUUCGUGAUGAUGACGAUGAAGAUGCAGGCGAGACUGAGCGUCUUGGGGUUGUCAUUAUCACUCAUCAAGACGGUCAAGUUGAUGUGUGUCUAGACGUAGAGAAAGUUGAAGCACGGUGGGAGAGCAAACAGGAUAAAUCUCAGGACUUGCCUAUGCUAGCAGUUUACGAGUGCAUAGACUUGGGCUUGAUUUCGAUGCUGAAACAGACAUAUCCUUGUUCAUUGGGCACAUCCAUUCUCGACCUCCUUCAAGCAAACUACCCUGUCUUAUUGAUGGAUCCGAUACAUGACGAUACUGUCUACGUCUACCAUGCUUUUGGCGUCCAUGUCCUUGAUUUUGGAGACCUACUGCAAUGUCUCACCAGCGGACUCCGUGCAGAUGAUGACGACGGUGUUGCAUUGAAUCAAGCAUUGCAAAAGUCGGCAGGCACGCAUGUCGUGCCUUUGCUGAAUACCUAUUCAGUGGACCGAAGAUGCUCCAAUCCGAUUAUUGCUAUAUCUGUGCCAAACGACGUCUAUCUCUCAUACAGUAUUCUAAUCCUUACCUCCGUCUUCCGUUUCACAUCCUUCCCCCUCAACCUUCGUACCGAUCUUUCUCUCUCUCGGACAGCUCCUGAUCUUCCUGACAAAGAUAAAACUUCUGAAGCGGAGGAUUUUCUUGUGCCCAUUGAAGGGCCAUCGUCAUAUAUCUCGCUUUUAGGCACGGAGCCCUUCGUGCCACCUCCAGUGCUUUCGCGUCCCUCUGGACUGCCUAGUAAUCCUCGCAUCGCGGUCGGGAUCCCAAACAUCAAAACAGAAUUCGUGCUCACCCCUGAAACAUUGCGAUAUCUGGGUUCAACAAUUGAAGGCUUGACGUCACAGAUCCACGAAAUUAUCCUCGCAUACAAAGCCACAGAAGUACGAGCCGAACUGCAGGCGAAGGAAUUUGAACGGCAACAACAGAAGUGUAGUGCGAUGCUUGAUAUCAUUGAACAGCUGAGCACCUCGCGGAAAAGCGCAGUCAAAGAGCGGCUUGAGAGAAUACGGGAAGCAUACAGGGCGCUGGCAUCGAGGCUGGAUCACAGACUGCAGACGCUUAUGCAGCAAGCAUCGCCGAAGCUUAGUGAAUAUGAGACAAAGUGGUUUGAAGAAUUACGGAGGAUGAAGGCGGAGAUCGUUGGGGCGGGCAGGUACGACGAGCAAUCGCUGGCUGCGCGGACAUCACUGCUCAAACGCGAGUACGAUCGAAUAUUGCCCAGCUUGAAUGACAUGGCUGCGAAGGAGACAGAGCGCAAGAAGCAUUUGAGUGAGAGUGGACUGGGAUUAUCCCAGGCUUUCCAGUUUGGAGAGCGAUCAAACCAAGAGCGCACCAAGAUAGCCGAGCUGGAGGAAGAGAUCGUGAAAAUGGCAUCGAACUUGGAACUUUCGUUGACUCGCCCGCCAUCGCUGCGGGAAAGCCCCUAG
This is a messenger RNA of Suillus subalutaceus, 2424 nucleotides long. RefSeq lists its product as uncharacterized. The record is from RefSeq and is a predicted model, not a curated record. Bases 1 to 2424 code for a protein of 807 amino acids. Lineage: Eukaryota; Fungi; Basidiomycota; Agaricomycetes; Boletales; Suillaceae. Gene Ontology annotation, biological process: protein import into nucleus; mRNA export from nucleus; ribosomal small subunit export from nucleus. Gene Ontology annotation, cellular component: nuclear pore. Gene Ontology annotation, molecular function: structural constituent of nuclear pore; protein binding. The transcript is spliced from 9 exons.